AUGAUCAAGUGUUGGUUUCCCAACCGUAGCAAGCGAAACGCCGCGGGGAACACCCAUUGCAACGUUUUGGGAACCUCGCCCUCAAUAAUGGCGUCUACGGACCUCCCAAUAACCACCGCUAUCGAUUACGCCGAGCGCAUUCACCAAGUUCACAGCGAUGCUUCCUCCUCAAGGUCGAAGAAAGAGUCCGGCUAUGUCUCUAAAAUAUCAGAGCUCACAGGAAUCGUCUCUGCGACGCGUGAAGCAUUCAUCCAACGUGUGGAUUCCGAGGACUCUGCCCCAGAAAACUCGGAAUUCAAGCUACCAACCAGGAGGUCUUUGUUCAUCGUCAUCGGAGGGAACGCUCUCUUUCAGCUGUCUUUCUUCGUUAUCGUGUCGUCUGCUAGCUUAUACGCCGAAAUGUUGGGAGGAUCAGCAACUUUCUCGGGGCUCACAAUCGGUAUCCCGACCGUUUGCUCUGGAUUUGCCCUGAUCUUCAUAACGAGAUUAGACGGAGGUCAGUACAACAUGGCCAUGAACCUCUCCUAUGUCGCCAUGGUCCUCGGCAACAUCCUAUACGCCCUCGCCUACCAGGCCCAUUUCCUCUACCUCAUCCUCAUCGGCCGAAUGGUCUCAGGCUUCGGCUUUAUCUCCUUCCUCUACUCCAAGCGGUACUGCUCUGACCCACGCAUUGUGGGCACCCGCAGGCGCACGACACUCGCGAGCUGGCUUGUCGUGGGACAGGGCUUCGGGUUCACGGCAGGCCCAUUCCUAGGCGGGGUGCUGUACAAGAUCGGCUUCCCUAACCCGAUCUUCAACGGCGUGACGAGCCCUGGAUGGAUCAUGGCCCUCGUCUGGGUCAUGUUCUGGGGGUUGCAUAACCUCAUUUUCAAGGACGUCGACCCACGUCCCCUUGAACGACCUAUCGAAAUGACUGCCGGUCAGGAGCCUGCACCGUGCCCGCAUCACCAUAUCAGCCCGGCGCAAUGGGGUGUCAUCGUGUGUAUGUGCUAUUAUUCGAUGACGUGCUUCUUCAUCCUCGGCAGCUGGGAAGCCAACAUCCCUGUUUUCACCUCUGAGACGAUGGGCUACUCGCCGUACAAGGCCGGAAACUUCAUUGCCCUUGGUGGGCUCUGCUCCUUCCCCUUCCUGCUCCUCAACGUCUGGCAGGCGCGGCGGAUCCAAGACCGUGUCACCCUCGCCGCAGGCACCUCCAUGGGCUUCCUAGGCCUGCUCCUCAUGCUCGUGCUACUCGUCACAUCGAAGGUUACCUUCGGGUCGCUCUUUGUGUGCUGGUUCCUCAUCGCCUUGGGGUUCAACCUCGCCAGCACAUGUACGCUGAGCUUACUCUCGAAGCAGCUUCCUGACGAGUGGAACGGGCGGGUGAGCAUGGCCAUCCAGUACAGCAAUUACACGGGACGGGUUACGGGUGCGGUCCUUGGAGGUGCAGGUGUGAAAAUGGGUAUGGUGAACUACAUCGGAGUCCAGAUGGCAGUCGUCGGUCUGGGAGGAGUGAUGUACCUGACGUUGUGGAGGCAACUGAAAGCGAAAACUGGGUGA
Messenger RNA from Cyclocybe aegerita, 1539 nucleotides. NCBI's taxonomy places the organism in Eukaryota, Fungi, Basidiomycota, Agaricomycetes, Agaricales, Hemipholiotaceae. The record is from the annotation of a GenBank genome assembly.